GUUGCAAAGUCAGUAUAGUUUUAUCUUCGACCAAACAAUGAGCAUUCCAAGCCCCUAUCUCGAAAUUCUCGCUACUGUUUUAACCCUCCUAGUGGCAAUAAUCCUCUACUACCACAAUGCGUUCCAAUUUUGGGCCAAAAAAAACAUCCCUUUCAUCCCCCCGCGCUUUCCCCUCGGCAACACCAACGUGAUCCUCCCCAGAGGCCUGACAAUCGGCCAACUCAGCAAAACCUUCUACGACUAUUUCAAGCAACGGGGGUGCAAAAUCGGGGGUGUUUUUCUCGUGACUGAACCAAAUCUCAUGGUUCUGGACCCGGACUACAUCAAAAAUAUCCUUUUGAAAGACUUUCACUAUUUCGUAGAUCGGGGAUUUUAUUUCAACGAGAAAACCGACCCCAUCAGUGCCAAUCUCUUCACCAUAGAUGGCGACCAGUGGAGGAACCUCCGAACCAAACUCACCCCAACUUUCACCUCAAGCAAGAUGAAAAUAAUGUACCAAACAGUGAAAAACUGCUGCACCAACAUGCUGGAAGCAAUCGACAAAAACAGGGAUGUUGACAGGGAUUUGAAGGAGUUUUUGGGGCGGUAUACCGUGGAUGUGGUGGGAUCGUGUGCGUUUGGGAUUGAGUGUAACAGUUUCAAGCAUCCCGAUGCCGAGUUUCGCAAAAUGGGGCUGAAAGCGUUCCAUUUUGAUUUUUUGAGGUCAAUUCGGGCCUUUUUCAUUGCUUAUUUGCCCAAAAUGUCGCGCAAAAUGGGCUUCCCGAGCAACGAUAAAGACAUUAGGGAGUUUUUCUACAACGUUGUGAUUGAGACAAUACAGAAACGGGAGGAAACCCAAGUCAAACGCAACGACUUUUUGCAACUUUUGAUGGAUUUGAGGAGGAGCGAAAUUUUGAGUUUGGACGAAGUGGCAGCUCAGGUGUUUCUGUUUUUCACAGCGGGGUUUGAGACAAGUUCCACCACCAUGACGAUGUGUCUCUACGAGCUUGCCAAGGAGCCCCAACACCAAGAAAAGUUGAGGAAAGAGAUUGAGGAGAAAAUUGGAACUGGGAGUGAAAUCACCUAUGAAAGUUUGUUUGAAAUGAAAUUUCUGGAUCAAGUUUUUUGUGAAACUCUUCGGAAGUACCCCCCAGGUCAGACCCUCAAUCGGCGCUGUGUCAAAAACUACACCCUCCCUGGGACCAACACAGUGAUUGAGAAAGGGACGCCGAUCCUUAUUUCAGCAGUGGGGAUCCACAUGGAUCCUGAGUAUUAUCCUGAUCCUGAGAAAUUUGAUCCUGAGAGGUUCAGUGAGGAAAAUAAGAAGUUGAGGCAUCCGUCUGUUUAUCUACCAUUUGGGGAUGGUCCAAGGAAUUGUAUUGGGAUGCGAUUCGGGACUAUGCAAUCGAAAUUGGGGAUUGCAUCAGUUGUGAAAAAUUUUAGGUUGAGUGUUAGUCCUAUAACAAAGCCGGUUAGGCUGGAUCCUAACACUUUUCUCCUGACUACUAUGGAUAAAAUUUAUUUUAGAAUGGAAAAAAUUGUGAAAUAACAAAAAUGAAAUAUAUAUUUUAGUAGAGUGAA
Messenger RNA from Tribolium madens (black flour beetle), 1560 nucleotides. Its product is annotated as cytochrome P450 6A1-like. The transcript is spliced from 2 exons. The record is from RefSeq and is a predicted model, not a curated record. Lineage: Eukaryota; Metazoa; Arthropoda; Insecta; Coleoptera; Tenebrionidae. Bases 38 to 1528 code for a protein of 496 amino acids. Gene Ontology annotation, molecular function: monooxygenase activity; oxidoreductase activity, acting on paired donors, with incorporation or reduction of molecular oxygen; iron ion binding.